UUGCAAGGAGGAAAACAUUGUCAUUCGCAUUCUGUGACAAAUGACUUAGGCAUUUCAUUGAGUUUCCUUUGUUUAGAUUAUUAAGCAAAUCCACUAUACACUACUGAUUUUAUCACAAAGUUGAUUAAACACUCAACAAUGUCAAAAUCUUCGCGAAUGUCUAGUCAUCCUCUUGAACUUAUUGGCGGGGAUUUUAAAGAGGGAGCAGAAAAGCUCGUGAACGAGGAUAAACAAUUGAGUGGUGCAGUGCAGAGGACUGUUACGACAUUGAAACAAUACCAGCACCGUGAAGUAAGACUCUUCAACGAUAUUGCUAAAUUCGAAUUGUCGUUGAAUCUUUUGCGUGACAGCAAUCAGGGUUUGACAGAAGCCAUUGCUCAGAAGACUGUGAGCAAUGAUGAGACUAAAAACCACAUUGAUAUUCGUGAAAAUCAAAAUGAUAAUGAACGAAAAAAUACUCGAGAGGAUCUGCAAAAGAAAGCUGCCUUUUAUGCUCGUCUAAUGAUCGAGUCUCAAAGUGAAUAUAGUUCAAUCAAAUUAGAAAAUGAUACGAAUUUCUACGAGAAACAAUUGGCUGUGAUUUCUUCUGAAGUAAAUAAACUCAUAAGAGAAAUUGGAGCUUUGGAAAAGUCUGCGACAUUUUCUUCGUCACAAGAGUUCGCGUAUGUUUUUGAUCUCAAUAAAUUAAUGAAAGAUGAAGAAGAGCCGAUGAUACGUGAAAUGAGAUCAAAAGAUAAUGUCCAGUUCAUGCUUACACGAGAAAUUAAACAAACUAAACAUGAGAUCUCUUAUCUAUAAGGGAGCGUCAAUGACGAUUACUAAAGAAUCAUUAUUUCAUUUUCAUCUAACUCAUAUGAGUUGUAAAUCCAUUACUCACUUGAUUUGCGAUCAAGCAUUUGAAUUGCAUCGUUAUUAGAGAUCAUGAACCUGAUGAGAAGGGGAAAAAUCGUUGAAAAAGAAAAAAUAGUUGAAAUUUACAAUAUUAAUAAUCUACUCACUUGGGCUGAAAUUAUUACUAAUCAAUUGAUGUUAUAUUAUUUAAGGCUCGGGUGGAUUAUCUAGAAAAGAUAAUUUACUCCGAAAUUCGGAUUCCUAAUUAC
Fopius arisanus is the source of this 1100-nucleotide messenger RNA. RefSeq lists its product as uncharacterized. Bases 139 to 798 code for a protein of 219 amino acids. NCBI's taxonomy places the organism in Eukaryota, Metazoa, Arthropoda, Insecta, Hymenoptera, Braconidae. The record is from RefSeq and is a predicted model, not a curated record. The transcript is spliced from 5 exons.